AUGGAGAAGACGGCUGUGACCUGUGUGUCCUGGCUGCCUCGUGGCACCUGCACUGGACGCCUCACGGGCGCCCAGCAGGAGGAGGAUGAUGACGACGCGAUGAGGGAGGCCGCGGACCUGAACGACUCCCUUGCGCGCGGAUCGGUUCCUGGUUUGGAGGAGUUCGACAUGGAGAACUAUGAUAACGAGGCUGAUGAAGGCAUGCAGUUCUUUUCCGUUCUCGAUGCCGAUGGCGAGUUGGCACGAGAGAAGGACCCACACAUGACCGGAAACCCAGACUCGGACUCAGACUCCGAAGGCGACGUGGAAAUCCGACAGGACGACCACGUCUUCGUCGCAGCAUCAUGCGAGGAAGACAGCUGCACCUUAGAGGUGUAUGUCUUCGAGGAGGAUGAGGUGAACAUGUAUGUGCAUCAUGAAAUUAACCUUGCAGCCUACCCACUCUGUGUGGAAUGGAUGGGCCGAACAUCGUCCAGCGACAGUGGCUGCUUCGCUGCCGUCGGGUCGAUUGAUCACUCCAUCCAGCUGUGGAAUUUGGAAGAGAUGGAUCCUCUCGAGCCCGCUCAAGUGCUGGGGUCCCGGAAGGCAUCCAAAGCCAAGAGCAAGGCAAAGAGGAAGAAGAAGCCCAUGGGGCCAAGCGAGGUGAAGGCGCAUGAUGGGCCGGUACUGUGCUUGCACGCCAGUGCUUUCAACCCCUCCGUCCUCGCGAGCGGAUCAGCUGACGAAACGCUCAAGGUGUGGGACGUCAGUGAUGGGUCCUGUGCGCAUACUUUCAAGCACCAUUCCGACAAGGUACAGUGCGUGAGGUGGCACCCAACUGAGCAAGCAGUACUUCUCACAGCCGCCUUUGACCGGCAGCUGGGCUUGCUGGACGUUCGCCAACCGAAGCAGGCGGCCAUGGCUUCGCUGUCGGGCGAGGCGGAAUGCGCCAUUUGGAGUCGGCACCAACCUUUCCAGUGCCUCGCGAGCACGGACAGCGGAGGAGUUUGCUGCUACGAUGUCCGGAGAAUCGCAUCGAAGGCCAAGGAUCAGGUGCUGUGGACCCUGAUGGCGCACGACGUUGCUUGCACGAGCAUUCAGGAUGCACCGUGUCCGGAUCUCUUGGUCACUGCAGGCCUGGAUGGCCACGCCAAGGUGUGGAACGUCGCGGGAGCGGGCCCCCAAAUGGUUUUGAGCAAGAACUUGCAUGCGGGCCCGAUCUUCACGUGCCAGAGCAAUGCGGACAUGCCUGGCCUCAUGUGCUUCGGCGGGAAGUGCCCGGUAAUGUGGGACUUGUCAAGCGAACAAAUUCUCCUUGAUGCGUUCAAGCUGGAGUCCAAGUAA
This is a messenger RNA of Symbiodinium natans, 1323 nucleotides long. The record is from the annotation of a GenBank genome assembly. Lineage: Eukaryota; Dinophyceae; Suessiales; Symbiodiniaceae.